Cherax quadricarinatus is the source of this 1879-nucleotide messenger RNA. The record is from RefSeq and is a predicted model, not a curated record. Lineage: Eukaryota; Metazoa; Arthropoda; Malacostraca; Decapoda; Parastacidae.
ACAACAACAACAACAACAACAACAGGAGGCAGGCCUCAAUAAGGUUUUACCAGCCCUUAACAACCACAACAACAACAACAACAGCUCAAGGAUCCUCGGUUUUUCAUUUUUAAUUUUCAUUAAUGUCCAGAUUUGGACAGUAAUAUUUCCCUGGACAAUAAUAUUUCCCUGGACAAUAAUAUUUCCCUGGACACAUGGAAGCAAGACAAGAUGUGUCGUGAGCUGUGACGUUCUCAAGUAAAUUGAAAAACGAAUAUAUAUGUAUAUUAGUAGCCACCAGAGAUGAGUAGCACAGAUUCCAGUGAGGACCGUGCCAUAGCUGAUGUUGCUCCGUCGGGUAAUAGAGCAGCCAUGGAGAUGGAUCAUCUACUCCAACGAUCACUUGCAACCUACCGUUAUGAGAACGCUCUGGUUAAGACAGAGUUAUCUGCUACCCUGGAGAGGCACGCUCGAGAGGUAGAGGAGCUAAGACUGAGAUAUGAAGCUCAGAUGAAGGAAGCGGAGAGGCAGCGGGUGGCAGCAGAGAGCAAGCUGUCAGAGGUGCAAGAUACACAUGCAGAGAAACAAAGGAAGUUGCAGCAGAUCAAUCUUCAGUUACAGCAAAAAAUUAAAGUGAUGGAGGAGGAGCUAGAGGCUGACAUGAGAGCCCGUGAGAAAGUGAUAAAGGAGAAGACUCAAGCUGAGGAAGAGUUACAACGUCAAAUACUCUCUCACCAAACUGCUUUUCAGGCCAUCAAGAGUCGUUUAUCUGAAGUAGAGCAGCAGUGUCGAGUGCAGUUAACAGCAGCUCAGAGUGAAGCCUCACAGCUUCGUCAGGUUAAAGACCGGGAGGCAGCAGCAGCUUCUCAACGCAUCACUGAACUGAUGAAUCUUGUUGAAGAAGAGAGAGCAGCAGUUGCCAGGAUCAAGGAGCGAUCUGUAGCCAAAGAAUUGGAACUGGAGAAACGUAUUUCUGAGGAGAGGCAGUCACAGCUCUCCAGCUCACACCAGUUAACACAACAAAACUCUCAACUGCACGACCAGUUAAAGGUGCUGGAGGCCAAAAUCAAGAGUGCAGAAGAAAAGAGAGAGACUAUAGAAUCCAAGUUUGAAUCUGAAGUCAACCAAGUGACUAAAAAGUUGUAUAGUGUUGAGCAAGAGAAAGCAAUCCUUGAGGCCAGAGUUGUUCUGCUGGAGGACACUGAAGGGUCACUGCGACGCCAGAAGGAAGAGUGUUCCACCUUACGUCAGCAACUUCAUCAGCACCAAGCAGAAGCACAAGAACUGAACACUCUCAACUUGGACUCUCACCGGCACAUUCAGAAGCUUAAGGACCAGCUUAGUGAGGCCAAAAAUCAGCUUGGUGUCGUGAAGGAAGAGUCAAGAAAGGAACGAGAGGCUGGAGAUCGUCUCGUGGCAGAUCUGCGAGUUUCUCACCAAGAGGAACUUGAAGAGCUACGAGCCAGGAUCUCCACCUUAGAGAGGCUACUGGCUGAGAAAAACACAAAGUACUUAGAGGAAUGUAAUCAGCUUAAACAGAAAGUUCGUACUUAUGGAAGAUUGAUCAAAAAGUUGAGAUUUAAGCUGGAAGUUGGAUUAGUGCGUGAAGAACUGGAGGCUCAGCGUGCUGCACUGCAACACAAUGUUCCACCUCAUGUAUACAGACAUCUGCAGAACCAAUUGCAAGACAUAACUAGGAAGCACAACGAAUUUGCUGCAUUUAUUCGUGGUCUAGGUGAAUUUCAGUCCACGUUACCAGAGAUGGCAGAACUGGCAACGUGUGUAGGAGCAGUGGAACAGAAGUUGAGUGAACUUGAAGGAGACCAAUUACACUGCUUAUCUGAACUUGACUCUCUAUAACAAGGCUGCUAUGACUUUUAAUGAGGGUUGUUACCCAGUG